This is a messenger RNA of Cherax quadricarinatus, 1970 nucleotides long. RefSeq lists its product as uncharacterized. NCBI's taxonomy places the organism in Eukaryota, Metazoa, Arthropoda, Malacostraca, Decapoda, Parastacidae. The record is from RefSeq and is a predicted model, not a curated record.
GCCACGUUAUGGAAAUGUGUUGGUGUGUACCUCGAGUCGUUGCUGUGGUGGUGUUGAUGGUGUUACUACGUCAUGGAGGCGGCUGCCAGGUGCUUCAUGACACACAACAACCUUCCAGCCAUCCCGCUGGAAGGUUUAACAAGACUGUUCCAGCUACUGUGUCAAGCGCCAAUAUUCAUGAUGAGAACGCUUGGACUUCUCGGAUCAGUACACGAAUAUCUGCCAUUAAGCAUAAUUAUUUACCAGAGUAUAAACCAGGACAAGAGGAUAAUAAUAAGAAUUCUAAGGCUGUUCCAGCCUCUGACCCACGUCUCAGUUUCCAAAGUUUGCAGUCAGAUAACACCGAGAAUUCACGAAUAAAUACGCAAAUAUCUACCACUGAAGCUAAAGAUUCGUCAUCACCUGAGUAUCAAAUAAAUCAAAAUGCGAAUGAUGAAAUUAGAAGCAAAGAUGCAAGAUUUCCAGAGGUGCGUGACUUUGUGGAUAAGAUAUUAGAUGCUAGAGAGACUGAACCUGAACACACGAAACUCUCCGGUAAAAAUAUGAUCAGUCACGAAAAUCCACCUGAAAUGUCUAAUACAGGAGACGAGUGUAACGAAAUUUGUUGUAUCAUAAACAGUAUCAUCAUCAGCGCCAAUAUUCAUCUCUCUCUGUUUAAUGACUACAAAGAGGAUUUUGCUAUGGCUAAGUUCUCCCAGAGUUGGGAUGAGAUAUCCUCGUUCAUCUCAGAUAACUACAGCAUCCCUCCGGCUAUCCCUCCCAUGCCGGAGAUAAUAGACGUGAGGCAGCAGAUGGUACAGGUGUAUGGCCAGCUGCAGCAGCACCUGCUGGGCUUCGAGAAUGCCACCCUUGACCAGUUAGACUUCACAAGACCCAGCGAAGCCUCUCGCAUGAAGACAACAACAAUCACAAGUCCUAACUUCCUUCAGAACCUGACUGAUACAAUCAACAACAUUAACCAACUGCUCAUCUACGUGAGGAACGGUAUGGACAAGCUCGAUGUGGUUCCUGAAGAGAGCCUCACUCAGGAGCUCACCCGGGAGGUGUAUCAGACGUCAGACAGCAUCAGGAAAGAUGUGAUAGACUUCAUCAUCCUCAGAAAUUACGAGAGAGGACUGAGGUACAUCAUCGAUGUCUUCACGGCAGCACACUCCAACAACUGCGCGAGUACGUCCUCUUAGAUCCAUGGGAUGAAUCACGUACAUCACUGAUUGAGUGCACGUGUUGAUGAAUUAGACACGUACAACACCUGGGUGUUUUUAUUUUGAAGAUAUUUCAACAUCAAGAGACUUCUUUUUACGGUUCAACGAGGAACAUAUUAACCUGAGACAGUAAAAAAUGAGGUAAUCAGUCCCUCAGCCCUGAAGACUGAGGGACUGAUUACCUCCUCAAUUACCUUAGGGACUGAUUACCUCCUAGUGAAGUGAAAAAAGAACACUGGUUGGCUAAGUCUUCAAAAUCAAGAUACCCAAGUGUUACACAUAUAUCUAAUGGGUCAAUCUGUCGGUAUUAAGUGCCAUUGAUAUUAUGAUAAGUGUACAGGUGGCUGAGGAAGGCCACAGAGAUAUCUGCAGACUCACUGCAUCAACCACAAGCGUAAGAUGCCUAUUGGUGCACUCUGCCAUUUUAAAGUUUUAUAUGGAGAAAACAGGAAAACCCGUAUGAGUUACACAUUGCCUGGAAAAUGAGAAGUAAUCAAAAUCAGGUUUGAUUCGAGAAAAGGGAGGAAAAGUAGUUCCAAUUCCUUGAGUCAAGAGGUCUUCACAAGCAUUAAAACAGUUACGUGGCCAUAGUCCAGUGAGUUACAACACCUACACAAAAGGCAGCACAAUGGCGUCGUAGAUAAACAAACCUUCUAGCCUACUCCACGACUCUGUCACCGUCAUAACUUAUGUUACACUAAUAUAUUUUGAAGAGGUAAUUUAUUCGUGUGUAUUAAAUAUUGUAUUAAGUAAACUGGAUUAAAUGAA